Molecule: messenger RNA, 1261 nt
Organism: Rhea pennata
Lineage: Eukaryota; Metazoa; Chordata; Aves; Rheiformes; Rheidae
Gene: CSRP2
Product: cysteine and glycine rich protein 2
Exons: 6
Coding region: 427-1011 (194 amino acids)
Biological process (GO): actin cytoskeleton organization
Cellular component (GO): cytoplasm
Source: RefSeq, a predicted model, not a curated record
CCCCGUCGCCGUUAGCGGAUGGGCUGGGAAGGUCUCCCGCGGCGGAGCUGGCGGCGAGGCGCCCUGGGGGUUUAGUGCCGUCCCCGGCGGCUGCCCGGCCGAGCCAGAAAAGCCUUCGGGGAGCAAGGAAAGGUUAACGCGGUCCUUGGGGUCGGGGCUUGCUGGCGGGAAGCUCCUGGGCGAGGCCCGGGCCUGCUGCCCGCCGCUCCGUGCUCCCUCGCGUCGUCCGAGUGUGUCUGCUUCGGGGCACCUCCGCCUUGGGGUGGCCCUUGCUGUUGGAUAACCGAAGAAGUAUUGCUGCGCCUCCCACACGAGCUGUCAUGGGGGGAAUAAAUAGCAGCAUCUCUUGUGGAGGUCUCCUGAAGACCAAGAACUUGAAGCACUGACUUCAACUCUUCAGUGCCUGGCUCAGUCUGCAGGGACAGCAUGCCAAACUGGGGAGGUGGAAACAAGUGUGGUGCCUGCGGCCGAACUGUCUACCAUGCUGAAGAGGUGCAGUGUGAUGGGAGAAGCUUCCACAGGUGCUGCUUCCUCUGCAUGGUCUGCCGGAAAAACUUGGACAGCACAACUGUAGCAAUUCAUGAUGCUGAAGUUUAUUGCAAAUCUUGUUACGGAAAAAAGUAUGGCCCAAAAGGUUAUGGAUAUGGCCAAGGGGCAGGCACACUGAACAUGGACAGGGGAGAGAGACUAGGUAUCAAGCAUGAGAGCACACCCUCUCCCCACCGACCCACGACAAAUCCAAAUACUUCAAAAUUUGCUCAGAAAUUUGGAGGUUCAGAGAAAUGCUCUAGAUGUGGUGAUUCUGUUUAUGCAGCUGAGAAAGUAAUAGGUGCUGGGAAGCCAUGGCAUAAAAACUGCUUCCGAUGUGCUAAGUGUGGAAAGAGCCUAGAAUCUACAACCCUGACUGAAAAAGAAGGAGAAAUCUAUUGUAAAGGUUGUUAUGCAAAGAACUUCGGCCCCAAAGGAUUUGGAUAUGGUCAAGGAGCAGGUGCCCUUGUUCAUGCUCAGUGAGGGAGCACAACUUAAGACCUGUUAUGGCUCUUCAGAGACUCUUCUGCAAGAGAGGUUUCCUAAAUGUUACUAACGACUGUGAAAUGGAUACUAGUUUGCUAUAGUAUUUGGGCCAAAUUUUUAGCAGACAUUAAAAAAAAAAAAUCCAUACCACUGCUCUUCCUCCCCUUUCUUUGUGUACCACACUAACACUUUUAAUACUAUGUAUCAAUUCAAUAAAGCUUUGUUUGUUGAUGUAUCCUAAAAAGAA